Messenger RNA from Etheostoma spectabile (orangethroat darter), 3227 nucleotides. RefSeq names its product progesterone immunomodulatory binding factor 1 (gene pibf1). The record is from RefSeq and is a predicted model, not a curated record. Lineage: Eukaryota; Metazoa; Chordata; Actinopteri; Perciformes; Percidae. Gene Ontology annotation, biological process: cilium assembly. Gene Ontology annotation, cellular component: microtubule organizing center.
AUCACAGAGGAGUGGACGUUGCUCAUACUGCUGUGCAUUACCGCAGAGGGCGCUGUAUUCAACGCCACUCGACACAACAAAACCCUCGUAGUCAAGCGGUCCGUUGGCGGUUAGAAGGCGACUCGGAGCGGGACCCUUAAAAACACCACAUCGAGUUCUCUGGUCAGCUCCGGGGUGACACUUUAACGCUAUAUUGGGCUGUAGCCUAUAUCUUAUUUCCUUGAUUGGGAGUAACGUUACAUUGGUAACGUUAGUCUGUUUAAAACGAUGUACUAGACUGGUGCUCGGUCGGGAUAUGGUUGUGGUUGUCAUUGCUGCAAACUAACGUUAAAGUAUCACAUAUCGCGAUGUCCCUUAACUCGAUUAACACAUUUCUCUAAUCUCACUAAGAUAGCUACAGUUACUGGCUCACUCGCAUUGUUAGUUAACGUUUACGAGCAUAAAACAAGAGGAUCAAAACACUACAGUAUGCCUCACAAGAAGCAACAGCUGAGGCCGACAGCAGCCAACGUCUCAAGCUCCCUGGACCUGGAAUCGGAGGACAUCAGCCUGGAGACAACCGUGCCUACCACCGAGGACAUCUCCUCGUCCGACGAGCAGCGGGACGGCUCCCAGAAGGUGACCCGCCAGCUGAUCGAGAGGAAGGAGCUACUGCACAAUGUCCAGCUGCUGAAAAUCGAGCUGUCUCAGAAAAACCUAAUCAUAGACAACAUGAAGGCCGACCAUAUGUCCAAGACUGAGGAGCUGGAGGAGAGGCUGAACGACGCUCUACAUCAGAAACAGGUUUUGGCCCUGAGACUGGAUAGCCACCUGAAACUCACCCAAGAGGAGAAUAGGAAGCAGCAAGCUCUGCGUAAGCAAGAGAUGGAGGCCAUCCUGCUCAGGCAGCAGCAGCUAGAGGAGACCAACCGGCAGCUGUGUGAGAAGGCUGGAGAGCUGCGGAGGUCGCUCCGGGAUCUGGACAUCUCCCAGGACAGGUACCAGGAGCUCCGCGACCUCCCUGAAGACAAAAUCUCCAUACAGGAAUAUGUUGCUAUGCGUUUCUACGAGGUGGUGACUCCUCUGCGGGCUCAGCUGGCUGAGCUCAGUGUGAAGAGAGGCAGUUUGACUGAAGACCUGGACACACACAGAACCCAAAUGAAGGCUUUGAUGGAGAGCUACGAGGAGGAGCGGCGGCUUCGUACUGAGCUGGAGUUUAGGAGCCAGAGAUUGACCCUAGAACUGGCCGAUACCAAACAGCAGAUCCAAGAAGGAGACUAUCGCCGAGACAACUACCCUGCCAUCAAACGUGAGCGUGACAACUUUGAGGCAGAACUAAAGGAGUUAAAGAGAAGAUUUGAGACACUCGACCUGACUCACACCGCAGUGACCAGAGAAAGGAACACACUCAACAAAGAGGUGGCGACAUUGCAGCAGUCAGUGACUCUCCUGCAGAAGGACAAGGAGUACCUACACCGGCAGAACAUGGAAAUGAGUGUCCGCUGUGCACAUGAAGAAGACCGCCUGGAGAGGCUCCAGGUACAAUUAGAAGACACUAAAAAGGCAAGAGAGGACGCCUAUGAAAAAUAUGUAGCAUCCAGAGACCGCUAUAAGUCAGAGUAUGAGACCAAGUUAAGAGACGAGUUGGAGAACAUUAGGCUGAAAACCAGUCAGGAGAUUGACAAUCUACAGAGAACCUCCAGGGAGAUGUAUGAGAGGGAGAACAGGAACUUGCGUGAGGCCCGAGACAAUGCGGUGCUCGAGAAGGACAGAGCAGUGGCUGCUGAGAGAGAGACCCAGUCCAGAUAUGACCAACUGUUGGAACAGUUUCGUCAGCUCCAGCUAGGUACUGACAGCCGGGUUGCAGAACUGUCCAACCAUGCCAAGCUGCACUCCUUCGAAGCUGAGCGCGCUCAGAUGGUCAAGGAAGAGACAGCUAAGGCCCUGGCCCAGUGCCAGUUGGAGUGUGAGAAACAGCAGAAGAAACUGGAGCUCCUGACCCAGGAGUUUUACAGGCUGCAGACAUCGUCAGAGAAGCGGUUGGCGGAGCUGCAUGCCCAGAAUGCCGAGCAGGCAUCUCGGCUGGAGACAUAUGAAAAGCUUGAGCUAGAGUUAGACCAAGUCACCAUGCAGGCUGCAGAAAUUGAGAAUGAAGAGGAGGCAGAGAGAGUUCUGUUCUCAUACGGCUACGGAGCCAAUGUUCCCACAACAGCCAAAAGAAGACUAAAACAGAGCGUUCACCUGGCCCGCAGGGUGCUGCAGCUCGAGAGGCAGAACACGUCACUGAGGAAAGAGCUGGAGAGACACAAAUCACAGACAGGACACAUAUCUGAAGAGUUGUUGACAGCCAACCAGCUGUUACAGCAGACGCAGCAGCCCUAUAGCUACCUGAUUGAGACGGUGAGACAAAGAGAUACCCAGAUCAGCACGCUGAAGGAGCGUCUUACCUCGCUUGAGGACGAUGUCAGUUCUCUGAGGAAAGAACGGACUGCACUGCAACAGGUGAAAAACAAUAUGGCUGCCGAUCUGGAGAGACUCCUCAACCAUCGAGAGGAGUUAGCGGUGAUGAAGCAGGUCCUGAUCAGCAUGCAGUCCAGACAGGGAGACGCUCUAAACCUGUUGAAAACAGAUUCAACUGCCAUCAGGACCUCUGGUGCAGGAAAACACCAGUCCAAACGUAUCGGCAGGACCACAGAAGAAGAGUCACCAAACAAACCCAAACCCACCGUGUUUACCAAUAAGGAAGUUCCUGAUUGGUACCAAAAGAAGAAACAGAAACCUAAAUGAGCAUGAUUUGCUGUUACUACUAGUGCUAUUAAUUGUCACUCAGGGCUUUAACAAUCUUAUUAUUUUAUUAAGGCUUUUCAAAUCUCAACAACUUUUGAAAUACAAAAGUAGAAACUGUUACUGGUGUCCGAGUGUUUUUUUGUUCUCAUCCUUGGUUACAUAUUGUUUAGAGUGGAUAAAUUCGCAGCAUACUGGUCCAAAACCAGAAGUAUUACCUUCCACAGGGUACACAUUCCAAGCCAACCGACUGCCCAAAAAUUCCUCUUUCUUGGCAGUGGUCUAUUUUAUUAGGUCUGUCUAUCAUUAUUUCCUCAUCUUUUCCAGGUUUGCAGAUACUGGUGGCUGAUAGACACAAGCAGAGGCUCCUUUGGGUUUAAAUAUAGACAUAGUAGGCAUACCUUUAUCAUUUCAGACCAUGUUCUUAUCGGUGUCAUAUUAAACUCGACCAGAAGACUGCUUUA